This is a messenger RNA of Thecamonas trahens ATCC 50062, 2345 nucleotides long. RefSeq names its product glutaminyl-tRNA synthetase. Lineage: Eukaryota; Apusomonadida; Apusomonadidae. Gene Ontology annotation, molecular function: ATP binding; glutamine-tRNA ligase activity. The transcript is spliced from 2 exons. Gene Ontology annotation, cellular component: cytoplasm; cytosol. The record is from RefSeq and is a predicted model, not a curated record. Gene Ontology annotation, biological process: glutaminyl-tRNA aminoacylation; translation. The coding region runs from base 1 to 2340 and encodes 779 amino acids.
AUGGACGCCAAGGCCGUCAUUACCGAGCUUGGAUGCCAUCCUGACACUCUCAACAACACCAAGCUUACCCAGCUCAUUCUUGAGCUCCAUGCUGUGGUUGGAACUCCGGCAACGCCAUCGGCGUGCAACAUGCUGUACGAGGUGGCGGCGGUGGCGCCGAAGCACGUGGCGGACAUCCACCUGCCGUUCCUGGCCGGAUACGUGGCCGAUGAGCGGAUUCGCAAGCCGCAGUUUGCAGCUGCCACCAAGUGGCUGAAGAAGAACAAGAACGUGCCGGUGGCCGAGCUCGACGUGGCGGCGUUUGAAAAGGCGUCUGGCGUCGGCGUCUCGUACACCGACGAGCAGAUCGGCGCGGCGGUGGCCAAGACGCUCGAGGCGCACGCCGAGGAACUGCAGCGGAUGCGGUACCACAUGAAGACCGGCAAGCUGCUGGGCCAGACGACGCGCUCGCUGCCGUUUGUGGAUGGGGCGCGGGUGAAGAACAUCCUUGACGCCAAGAUCGCCGAGACGCUCGGCCCACGGACCGCGUUUGACGACGGCCCUCCGCCGGCGGCACCGGUCAAGGGCGGCAAGGGCAAGGGCAAGGGCAAGGGCGGCAAGGGCAAGGGCAAGGGCAAGGGUAACGAGGCCGGCGCGUCGGCCGCUGCUGAGGUUGCCGAGACGACUGCCGAGAAGAUUGUGUUCUCCGCGCCCGAAGAGAACGAGCAGGACGAUCCCAAGCUGCUUGCGGAGCAUCUGGCGACGACGGGCGGCAAGGUGGUGACCCGGUUCCCUCCCGAGCCGAACGGCUUCCCGCACAUCGGACACGCCAAGUCGAUGGGCCUCAACUUUGGCUACGCCAAGGCCAAGGGCGGCAUCUGCUACCUGCGGUACGACGACACCAACCCCGAGGCCGAGAAGCCCGAGUACUACAAGGCCAUCCGCGAGGCCGUGGCGUGGCUCGGCCACGAGCCGGUGGCGGUGACCAAGGCAUCGGACUACUUUGAGCAGAUGUACGCGUAUGCCGAGCAGCUCAUUCUCUCCGGCCACGCAUACGUGUGCCACCAGAACAAGGCCGAAAUUGUCGAGUCGCGGCAGAAGCGGACCAACUCGCCGUGGCGCGACCGCCCGGCGGCCGAGUCGCUCAAGCUCUUCCGCGACAUGCGCAAGGGCAAGAUCGGCGAGGGCGAGGCCACGCUGCGGCUGAAGAUGGACAUGCAGAGCGACAACCCGUGCAUGCGCGACCUCAUCGCCUACCGCGUCAAGUUCCACGAGCACCCGAUGGCUGGCGACGCAUGGUGUGUCUACCCGUCCUACGACUUUGAGCACUGCAUCGUCGACGCACUCGAGAACAUCACCCACUCGCUCUGCACCCUCGAGUUUGGCCUCCGCCGCGAGUCGUACCACUGGCUCCUCAAGGCUCUCGGCAUCUACCGCCCGGUCGUGUGGGAGUACUCGCGGCUUAACAUCACCCACGUCGUCGUCUCCAAGCGCAAGCUGCGCGCCCUCGUCGAGGACGGCUUUGUCGACGGCUGGGACGACCCGCGCAUGCCGACCCUCUCCGGCCUGCGCCGCCGCGGCUACACCCCGGCCGCCAUCAACAAGUUUGUUGACCUUGUCGGCGUGACCCGGACCGAGAACCUGGUCCGCUACGAGCUCCUCGAGCACUGCCUCCGCGAGGAUCUUGGCAACAUUGCCGAGCGGCGCAUGGUGGUCCUUGACCCGCUGGAGGUCAUCAUCGCCAACGUCGACGCCGUCGCCCCCGCUGCUCAGACCGUCGCUGCCGCAAGCUUCCCCAAUGCCGCCGAGGGCACGCCGGAGGCCGCCAUGACCUACCCGGCCUCGUUUGCUGCGGGCAAGAUCUACAUCGAGGCCCGCGACUUCCGCCUCAACGACUCGAAGAAGUACUUUGGCCUUGCUCCGGGCAAGGUCGUCCGCCUCCGCUACGGCCCUGUCGUCCGUGCCGUCGCCAACGAUGUCGACGCCGCCGGCAACGUUACUUCGGUCACCGUCGAAAUCGUCACUGACGAGUCGACCCUGACCGGCAAGUCCAAGAAGCCCAAGGCCAUCCACUGGGUCGGAUGGGUGUCGCCCACCACACCGCCGGCCCAGGUUGCCGUCCGCAACUACGGGGUGCUCUUCAAGUCCGAGAACGUCGCCGCCGCCCCAGACUGGCGCGCCGACGUCAACGAGAACUCGCGUGUCGACCUCGUCGGCUACGUGCCGCCCGUCGUCCUCAACGACCUCAAGGUGCCCGAGAAGCAUCUCCAGUUUGAGCGCGUCGGCUACUACGUCACCGACGUCAAGUCCAACGCGCUCAACCAGUGCUGCGAGCUCAAGGCCACCAACGCUCUGUUCUAACCAAG